Molecule: messenger RNA, 409 nt
Organism: Notothenia coriiceps (black rockcod)
Lineage: Eukaryota; Metazoa; Chordata; Actinopteri; Perciformes; Nototheniidae
Product: DEP domain-containing protein 5-like
Exons: 2
Source: RefSeq, a predicted model, not a curated record
GGUGCAGCCUUGUCCUCUUCGUCACUGUCCUUCUCUCCUGCCUCCACAGUCUGAUCGACUCCCUGAAGUUCUGGAGGACUCGCUUCCUCCUGCUGCCGGCAGGGGGAGCGAGGCGGGUGGCGGAUGGGGAGGGGCACUGGGAUGUGUAUGGGGAGGGGGCAGGUUCUGGGAUUGGAGGCAACGGGGACUGGGUCCUGCUGGACGGCUUCAUCCGCUUCCUUGAGGGUCUCAACCGCAUCCGGAGGAGACACCGCUCCGACAGGAUCAUCAGGCAGAAGGGCACCUCAAUGAAAGGCCUGCAGGUCACCAGUCCUCUCCCGGCGUACCCCCCCGAGCCACUGGUGCCCCCACAGGGGAAGAAAGGCACUUCAGCCUUAUCAGCCUUACUGGAGAUGGAGCAGAACCAGAA